Molecule: messenger RNA, 1881 nt
Organism: Triticum turgidum subsp. durum (durum wheat)
Lineage: Eukaryota; Viridiplantae; Streptophyta; Magnoliopsida; Poales; Poaceae
Source: the annotation of a GenBank genome assembly
AUGCUGUACACUUCUAUGUCAUGUCGUGUCUCAGUUUGCACUACAUUUAUAUGUUGGAAUGUCUUUUGUAGGUUUGUGGCAACUGAACUGGCGACGGAUAUUGUUAUCACUGUAGGAGAUGUCAAGUUUUAUCUUCAUAAGUUCCCACUUUUGUCCAAGAGUUCCCGUCUGCAAACAUUGGUUGCCUCCACGGACGAGGAAGGCAACGAUGAAGUAGACAUUUCUGACAUCCCCGGUGGACCUUCAGCAUUUGAAAUCUGUGCAAAGUUCUGCUAUGGUAUGACCGUCACGCUGAACGCGUACAACGUCCUCGCGGCCCGCUGCGCGGCCGAGUUUCUCGAAAUGUUCGAGACGAUCGACAAAGGGAACCUCAUCUACAAGAUUGAUGUGUUCCUCUCCUCCAGCAUAUUCCGCACCUGGAAGGACUCGAUCAUCGUGCUGCAGACAACAAGGUCGCUCCUUCCCUGGUCAGAGAACCUGAAGGUGAUCAACCACUGUGUGGACUCCAUCGCGGCCAAGGCUUCCAUCGACCCCUCGGAGGUCGACUGGUCGUACACCUACAACCGGAAGAAGCUGCCGUCGGAGAGCGACCCCGACUCGCACUGGAACGGCGUGAGGAAGCAGCUGACGGUGCCCAGGGACUGGUGGGUGGAGGACAUCUGCGACCUCGAGAUGGGCUUGUACAAGAAGGUGAUCCUGGCCAUCAAGGCCAAGGGGAGAACCGCCGGCGAGGUGGUCGGAGAAGCGCUACGAGCCUACGCGUACCGAAGGCUGUUCAGCACCUUGGACAGUGCUGCGAGCAACGGGCUUGACUGCACACGGCACCAUGCGGCUCUUGAGACCAUCAUUUCUCUGCUGCCACCUGAGAGAGGCUCCGUCUCCUGCGGCUUCCUGCUCAAGCUGGUGAGAGCGGCGUGCUUACUGGGGUCAGACGAGGCCUUGCGCGGCGACCUGGUAAAGAGGAUCGGCUCGCAGCUGGACAGAGCUUCCGUCUCUGAUCUUCUGAUACCCGCGAGCUCCGACGAGAAUGCUCUCUACAAUGUUGACCUGGUGUCCUCGAUACUGGAGGAGUUCAUGGUGCAGCGCAACGGCGAUGAUGAAGCAUUGGAGGACGGUGAGAGCUACCCGGCCUCUUUGGUCUCUGGCGGCGACUCGGAGCUCGCGUUGGUGAGGCUGGUCGACGGGUAUCUAGCCGAGAUCGCCAAAGACCCCAAUCUCCCUCUCCAAAAGUUCAUCGCCAUCGCUGAAAUGGCGCCCCUCGCGGCUCGGCCGACCCACGAUGGGCUCUACCGCGCCAUUGACAUGUAUCUCAAGGAGCAUCCGAGCCUGACGAAGAGCGAGAAGAAGAGGCUGUGCGGGCUCAUGGACUGCAAGAAGCUGACCGCCGAGGCGAGCUCCCACGCCGUGCAGAACGAGCGCCUCCCUCUGCGCUUGGUCGUGCAGGUCCUCUUCUUCGAGCAGCUCCGAGCAUCGGCCUCCGCCGAGGCGGCAGCGUCUGAUCACCACCCGUCCUCCGCCCUGCGCUCGCUCCUCCCCGGAGAGAACGGCAACUCGUAUGGCAGCUCCAGGUCGGCCGCCACGACGGCCACGACCGAGGACGACCAGUGGGGCGGCGGCAUGGCGCCAGCGUCCGGCGACACCAGCUCCUUCCGGUCGAUGAGCGGCCUGGGCAACAACAAGAGCGGAGGGAACGGCGGCAAGGCGGCGGCCAAGGGCCCGCUGCAGAUGCCGAGGAAGAUGCUGAACAAGCUGUGGUCCAGCAAGGCGAGCAGCGGGGAGAACAGCGCCGGCUCCGACACGUCGGAGAGCCCCGGCUCCGUCAACCUCGAGGCCGAGACCAAGUCCACGCAUUCGCGGAACACCAGGCAUUCCGUCUCGUAG